Molecule: messenger RNA, 1155 nt
Organism: Exophiala aquamarina CBS 119918
Lineage: Eukaryota; Fungi; Ascomycota; Eurotiomycetes; Chaetothyriales; Herpotrichiellaceae
Exons: 3
Coding region: 1-1155 (384 amino acids)
Source: RefSeq, a predicted model, not a curated record
AUGGCUGCCGCAGAUGUACUCCCUCUUUCUUCCAAGCUUGGCUCCAUCAAAAGAAAACGGUCAGAGUCGAUAUCAUCGCCAUCCUUGGAGAACAAUAUGUCUUUCACCAUCCCAAGAAAAUUUGCUUUCGAUCCAGAUCAACAUUUGGCGUUCCAGGAACCCGACAGGAUCUGGACCAUGGAAGAGAUCGGGCACGCCGACGUGGGAGUUUCACCAAUUGCUGUAUCGAAUCCGUUUCCACUGUUUACCAAAGAGGCUAUCAUGCAAAUGAGGGAUGAGAUCCUGAGCGACGCAGUCCAGCAGAAUUGCAAGUAUCAGAGCAAUCUUGCUGCCAGUCAAUUGAGAGGAUUUGCUCCCAAAUAUGCUCCUUUCGUUUAUGAUGCAUGGAACAACCCAGAAGUCCUUUCAAUUGUCUCCAAGAUCGCGGGUAUCGAGCUCGUUCCCCAGAUGGACCUAGAGAUUGCACAUAUUAACCUGAAUCAGAUAUCAGCUGAACAAAAGGAGGAGGACCUUAAGGCUAUGCAAGAGAAACAGCACCGGGAUGCAGACGAAGGUGUUUCCGGAUGUCCAUGGGAGGAUGAUAAGCCCAUUGUCGAUUGGCACACUGACAGUUAUCCGUUUGUGUGCGUGACUAUGCUUAGUGACUGUACCAAUAUGAUUGGUGGUGAAACUGCUUUGUUGAAAGGUGAUGGAGACAUUAUGAAAGUUCGAGGACCACAAAUGGGGCAUGCCGUCGUGCUGCAGGGACGAUACAUCGAACAUCAAGCCUUGAGGACGUUGGGUACAACCGAGCGAAUCACCAUGGUUACCUCGUUCCGCCCUAAAUCAGCCUUUAUCAAGGACGACACAGUACUUACAACAGUCCGCUCUAUCUCAAACCUUUCAGAUCUUUAUUCACAAUACGCUGAGUAUCGGUUGGAUAUGCUAGAGGAACGCGUUCGAGCCCACCGAAAGGAGUUAAAUGACCGAAAACGGGCUGGCCGGAACUUCAAUACCGCAGCGACCAAGGCGUUCAUCACUGAACAGAAAGAUUUCUUGGAGUCAAUGUUGCGUGAGAUGGUUGACGAUGACAAGGUCGUCAAAGGGCAUACGGAACAGUCGCACCUUCGAAGCGGUCUGAUAAAGAUGAACCAGCACAAAAAGGCAAGGCUUUGA